Gracilinanus agilis (Agile Gracile Mouse Opossum) is the source of this 2154-nucleotide messenger RNA. RefSeq names its product V-set and immunoglobulin domain containing 2 (gene VSIG2). The transcript is spliced from 8 exons. Bases 981 to 2084 code for a protein of 367 amino acids. Lineage: Eukaryota; Metazoa; Chordata; Mammalia; Didelphimorphia; Didelphidae. The record is from RefSeq and is a predicted model, not a curated record.
CCUCCCUCCCUCCUCCUGCUGGAGAUGAUCAGAGAGAGUACUAUUGGGAAUAUCAUUCCAAACUCCUCUUUCAAAUGGAACAGGGAUGGGUCUCUCUUGGUCUGUUAUCCCCUACUCCACUGUCAUUGAAUGACAAUUUAAACAAUUGAGGGAUAGGUUAGACCAAGUGCAGGAUCAGCCAGCUUCACACUGGAGUGGAAGUAAACCAUGUAACUGCAGGAGACAUUCAGCAACCUGUCCCUCUUCUCCCCCCCCCCCCCUUUCUUCUUCCCCUUUCAUCCUUCCUAUGCUUAUUGGGAAUGGCUCCAUCAGCCCUAGAGAUGCUAUUGGCUUUUUUUUCUCAACAUCCUGGGUCAAGUGACCUCUGGGUCUCAGCUUCUUGAUUUAGAGCUGGUAAGGAAAUCUUUAGAGCCUCAUUUUAUAAAUGAGGAAUCUUAAGCCUAAGGAGGUUGAGUGACUUUCCCAAGACCAUCCAGAUCAUAAGCUUCAGAAGCAGGAUUUGAAUCUAGAUCACCUUACUCCAAAGACAACUUUUUUGUAGUUUCCAUGGUGAUAUUUACCCUAAUUGCUUAUAUAUUUUGAAAAUGAAUCAGGAAUAGAAAGUGCCCUUUAUAGUAGCAGGGGUCUCUAAGGAGAAGAGGGGGGGGGGCACCAGGGGGCUUCAAUGCCAUACGAUCAUUGUCAAAGUAUUCAUGUUUUUUUUUCACAUUAUGGCCACUGUUAAUGGUUCAAGAAUAGAAAUAUUCAUUUGUGUAUUCAUUUGCAUGUAAUAAUGCUAUUAUUUCUCAAUGUCAGAAUAAAUAGGAACCUCCUAGAUCUUUCCCCUGGUUUCAGCCCCUGCCCUUCUACAAUGAAUUCCCUCUACUCAUAGCUCUUAAAUUGUUUUUUCAUUGUCCCCAGUCUCUAAUCCUUUAUUCUUCUUAUUGCUGUUGUUCUGGAGCAUUCCAACUGGGAAAACUUGAGAUUGGGCUUCUUUUUUUAUGGACCCGGGCUGGCCUGGUGUUGAUUUCAAGCUUGGACUUCUCAAGGCUUUUCUGCUCUCCCCAAGGCCUUUUUUCAAAGGCUACACAGAGGACAGACAGCCCAAGGCAGCCAUGGCUUGGCUCCCUGGAUCCCUAGUGUUCUGGACAAUGCUGACCCUCAUCUACCUGAUCGCCCCAGGAUGCCCUGUGGAAGUGAAAGUGCCAAUUGAACCCUUGAGCAAACCUGCUGGUGAAGCGGUAGAGCUGACCUGUAGCUACCACACAUCCGUGGGAGAAAACUUUGCACUGAAAUGGAGCUUUGUCCAGCCUGGUAAUCCCAUCUCCUCAGAUGAGACUAUCCUAUAUUUCACCAAUAAUGAGCUAUAUCUGACUGGACCCCAGGCAAAGAGGGUCACUCUGCUGCAGAAUCCCCCUACAGAAGGGAUAGCCACACUUCGACUGACAGAUAUUCAAUCUUCAGACACUGGAACCUAUCUCUGCCAAGUCAACAACCCGCCAGACUUCCACAGUAAUGGCCUGGGGCUGGUCAAUCUCACAGUGCUGGUACCCCCAACAAAGCCCACAUGUGGACAAAGUGGGCAGGUCUCAGUAGGAGGGGGUGCUGCAUUGAGCUGCAGUUCUUCAGGGGGUGCCCCCCGUCCUGUGUACACCUGGGUUCGAUUGGGUUCUGCUCCUACUCCAGCUCCUGGCAGCAUGGUACAAGAUGAGAUCUCUGGUCGGCUCAUCCUCACCAACCUCUCUCUCUCUUCCUCUGGAGUCUAUCGAUGUGUGGCUGCCAAUCAGUUAGGCAGUGCCUUCUGUGAACUGACCCUUGCAGUAGCUGACCCUUCCAAGGGCAGGGUUGCAGGGGCUGUGAUAGGUGUCCUCCUGGGCUUGCUGUUUUUGGUGGUAGGUGUAUUCUGCCUACUGAAGUUCCAGAAGCAGAGGAGUAAGAAGCCAAAGGAGAUGUAUGGGGGCAAUGACCUUAGAGAGGAUGCCAAGGCCCCAGGGGUUUAUGACUCACCUCUCGAGAGAGGCCAUUCAGAUGUUGGGCUACUAGAGAGGUCCCCUUCUGCCAGCACAGUGACUACCACCAAGUCCAAGCUCCCAAUGGUUGUUUGACAGCUUUCUGUGUUCUACUGCCUCAAUCCUCAGGAACGUGGAUUUAUAAUUAAAGUCCUAGUUUUCAGUA